GGCUUCGUCGUCAUCUCUUUUUCAAGUGAAAUCACGUAACGUCUGUAUAUGACACACUGUGUACAUAUGUGUUCCAUUAGUAGUAGUAUAGUAGUAGUGUAGUAGUAACUGCGAUUGAGGAGUGAGUCUCGUAACGGAUGGGAAUUUGGUAAAAGUAUACUAACAGUUUUGAAACGGUUACUGUGGCGUGUUCUUCAACGCGAGUACGCAUUCUUGCGUUCCUUUAUUAUUUUUUUAAUAGGGCAAUGAAAGGAUGAACACUUUCAACUGUUUUGUGUUCGUCUUCGCUCUUGCGGCAAAUUCAUUAACAAACGCAUACGACUACGAAUGUAAUGUGCCUCUUUUGGAUAGAGCUCAUUUAACAGCAACUACGUUUCUACCGGAGAGAGGACCUAACAAUGCGAGACUUAACGGGGAUUCUGCGUGGUCACCAGAACUUAGCAGUUAUGAUCAACAUCUUACUGUGGAACUGAGCGACAGGUACGAGAUACGCAGCGUCGCAACACGGGGUCGCGCCCAUACUAAUGAAUAUGUGACAGAAUAUAUUGUACAAUAUUCUGACGAUGGUCAAGCCUGGACUAGUUACGAAGGUCAAGAUGGUGUAGAUGAGAUGUUCAAAGGAAAUACGAAUGGAGAUACUAUCAAACUUAAUAAAUUUGAAGUCCCAAUUAUUGCACAAUGGAUAAGAAUAAAUCCAACCAGGUGGCGAGAUAGAAUAUCAUUGAGACUUGAAUUAUACGGAUGUGAUUACGAAUCCGAUGUAUUAUCAUUUAAUGGAUCAUCUUUGGUUCGUUUGGAUUUAUUAAGAGAACCAAUCGAGACAGAUAGACAUUCUAUACGUUUUCGUUUUAAAACAAACUUUGCAGAUGGUAUAUUAAUGUAUUCACGUGGUACACAAGGGGACUUUAUCGCAUUACAAUUACGUGACAAUAGAAUGUUAUUGAAUAUCGAUCUUGGAUCUGGUGUUAUGACGAGUUUAUCAGUAGGAAGUCUUUUGGAUGAUAAUAUGUGGCAUGAUGUUGUUAUAUCAAGAAAUAGAAAAAAUAUCUCUUUCUCUGUUGAUAGAGUGUUAAUAAAAGGAAGAGUUAAAGGAGAAUUUCAUCGACUAGAUUUAAAUAGAGCACUUUAUAUAGGUGGAGUACCUAACAAACAGGAAGGUUUAGUAAUAGGUCAAAAUUUCACAGGGUGUAUAGAAAAUUUUUAUUUGAAUACUACCAAUAUUAUUCAUGAAUUAAGAGAAACUGAACUUACCGGAGAAAAUCUAAAAUAUCAUAAGAUUCACACGAUUUAUAAUUGUCCUGAGCCUCCUGUCAUUCCUAUAUCAUUUUUAACACCUGGAUCUUAUGCUCGGCUUAAAGGUUACGAGGGUAUUCCGUCGUUGAACGUUUCUCUUGGAUUUCGAAGUUACGAGGAUCGAGGAAUAAUUCUUUAUCAUAAAUUUACAUCUCCAGGAUACGUUAAACUAUUUUUAGAACAAGGCAAAUUGAAAAUCGAAAUCGAAACAAAAGGAAAUUCAAAAGUGAUUUUAGAUAAUUUUGAUGAAAAAUUUAAUGAUGGAAAGUGGCAUCAGAUCAUCUUAACAGUAGCAAAAAAUACUCUUAUACUAAAUGUCGAUGGUAGACCUAUGAGAACUAAACGUAUUUUGGAAAUGAUAACUGGAUCAUUAUAUUGGGUAGGUGGUAUGACAGGAGAAGAAAGUAAUCGUGGAUUUGUUGGCUGUAUGAGAAUGAUAAGUAUUGAUGGAAAUUAUAAAUUACCAACUGAUUGGAAAGAGGAGGAAUAUUGUUGCAAAAAUGAAGUUGUUUUUGAUGCUUGUCAAAUGGUCGAUCGUUGUAAUCCUAAUCCUUGUAAACACUCUGGUAUAUGUACACAAAAUUCUGAUGAAUUCUUCUGCGAUUGUGCCAAUACUGGUUAUUCAGGAGCUGUUUGUCACACAUCAUUGCAUCCUUUAUCCUGUGAGGCGUAUAAAAAUAUGAAUUCAGUAAAUCAAAGAGCAGAAAUUAAAAUUGACGUUGACGGAAGCGGACCAUUAGCACCCUUUCCAGUCACUUGUGAAUUUUUUGCCGAUGGACGUGUAAUGACAGUUCUAAGGCAUAGCAACGAAGUCCCAACACCCGUUGAUGGAUUUGAAGAACCAGGCAGUUUUAUUCAAGAUAUCAGUUAUGACGCUGAUCUCGAUCAAAUAGAAGCUUUCUUAAAUCGUUCAACGAGAUGUAGUCAAAGAAUAAAGUACGAAUGUAAACACUCAAAAUUAUUUAAUUCGCCAGUUUCACAGAAUGAUUACUUUAAACCAAAUUCAUGGUGGGUGAGCAGACAGAAUCAAAAAAUGGAUUAUUGGGGUGGCGCUUUGCCAGGUUCACGUAAAUGCGAAUGUGGAAUACUCGGAAAUUGUGCAGAUCCAAGUAAAUGGUGUAACUGUGAUGCUGACUUAGAAGGUAGACUUGAAGAUAGCGGAGAUAUAACGGAGAAGGAAUAUCUUCCUGUGAAACAAUUACGCUUCGGAGAUACCGGCACGCCAUUGGACGAAAAAGAAGGCAAAUAUACCUUGGGACCACUUAUUUGUGAAGGAGAUGAUUUGUUCAAGAACGUAGUAACGUUCCGCAUUGUUGACGCUACUAUUAAUCUACCUACUUUCGAUAUCGGCCAUAGUGGAGAUAUUUAUUUUGAAUUCAAGACGACGAUUGAUAAUGCUGUAAUUAUUCAUAGCAAAGGUCCUACGGAUUAUAUCAAAGUUUCUAUAAACGGUGGAAAUCAGAUACAUUUCCAAUAUCAAGCAGGUGGUGGACCACUUGCAGUAAGCGUUGACACGUCUUAUAAAUUAGCUGACAAUCAAUGGCAUUCCGUUUCCGUCGAAAGAAAUCGUAAAGAAGCUAGAAUAGUUAUUGACGGAGCAUUGAAAAACGAAGUUAGAGAACCACCUGGACCAGUGCGUGCGCUUCAUCUUACUUCAGAUUUGGUAAUCGGAGCAACUGUUGAUUACAGGGACGGCUUUGUAGGCUGUAUAAGAGCUUUGCUUUUAAAUGGACAAUUACAAGAUAUUAGAAGUUAUGCAAGACGUGGAAUGUAUGGUAUAAGUGAAGAUUGCGUAGGACGAUGUGAAAGUAAUCCGUGUCUUAAUAAUGGUACAUGCCAUGAAAAAUAUAAUGGAUAUUGGUGCGACUGUCGUUGGACUGCAUUCAAAGGACCAAUUUGUGCGGAUGGUAAAUUUAACAGAAUUUUAUACGUGUAUAAUUUGUACAAAUAUAUAUAUCUUACCAUUAUUGUUAAUGCUUUCUUCUUUACUUGUGUUUCAGAAAUUGGCGUUAACAUGCGGUCGAACUCGAUGAUAAAGUAUGACUUUAUGGGCAGUUGGCGUUCUACAAUUUCAGAAAAGAUUAGAGUUGGAUUUACAACGACUAAUCCUAAAGGUUUCUUACUUGGUCUGUUCUCAAAUAUUUCAGGAGAAUAUAUGACGAUUAUGGUUUCUAACAGUGGUCAUUUACGCGUUGUUUUUGAUUUCGGUUUCGAACGACAGGAAGUUAUAUUUCCAUCAAAACAUUUUGGUUUGGGCCAGUAUCACGACGUUAGAUUAAGUAGGAAAAAUUCUGGAUCCACUCUCGUCUUGAAAGUUGAUAAUUAUGAACCGAAAGAGUUCCACUUUGAUAUUAAAACUUCCGCUGAUGCUCAAUUCAAUAAUAUUCAAUACAUGUAUAUAGGUAAAAAUGAAUCUAUGACGGAAGGAUUCGCAGGUUGCAUAUCUAGGGUCGAAUUCGAUGACAUAUAUCCUUUGAAGUUACUCUUUCAAGAAAAUGGACCAGGAAAUGUUAGAUCUUUAAGUAACACUCCCGUUACAGAAGAUUUUUGCGGAGUAGAACCAAUUACGCAUCCACCAAAUAUCGUUGAAACGCGACCACCACCUGACGUAGACGAAGACAAAGUUAGAGCUGCUUAUAAUGAAACUGAUACUGCAAUCUUAGGAAGUGUAUUAGCUGUUAUUAUCAUAGCUUUAGUUAUUAUGGCAGUACUUAUAGGAAGAUACAUGUCGAGGCAUAAAGGUGAAUAUUUGACUCAAGAAGAUAAAGGUGCCGAAAUUGCUUUAGAUCCAGAUUCAGCGGUUGUACACUCUACGACUGGCCAUCAAGUUCAAAAGAAAAAAGAAUGGUUUAUAUAAAUCUAUAAGGUAAUAUAAUUAGCGAGUGCACGUUUAUCUUUGGAUAUAUUAUUAAGAGAAAAAAGUAUAUAUAACGAGAUGAAA
This is a messenger RNA of Vespula pensylvanica (western yellowjacket), 4234 nucleotides long. It is a transcript of the gene Nrx-IV, whose product is annotated as neurexin-4. The transcript is spliced from 11 exons. Lineage: Eukaryota; Metazoa; Arthropoda; Insecta; Hymenoptera; Vespidae. Bases 254 to 4150 code for a protein of 1298 amino acids. The record is from RefSeq and is a predicted model, not a curated record.